Pocillopora damicornis (cauliflower coral) is the source of this 2492-nucleotide messenger RNA. RefSeq lists its product as uncharacterized. NCBI's taxonomy places the organism in Eukaryota, Metazoa, Cnidaria, Anthozoa, Scleractinia, Pocilloporidae. The record is from RefSeq and is a predicted model, not a curated record. Gene Ontology annotation, molecular function: calcium ion binding.
UACUUUUCGAGAACGUUACCUAGCAACUGUUAGCAAUUGACUUAGAAAGGACACUUUACAUUCCUGCACAGUUUGCGCUGUUUGUUUUGUCGAGACAAAGUGCAAAUAUUUUCAAAGUGAUCAAAGGCUUCUUAUUUUCAUUUCAAUUUUAUUUCGAUGUUCUCAUCAAAUUUUAACAAGGGUCUUUACGGUCCAACUCGCACAAGUGCUCGGACGGAAAUCAAAGACGUCCUUUUGCGCGAUCAUGUGUUACAAAACGGAGAAUGGCACGGCGAUGAUCGGCAGAAGAAUCCGUGGAAAACCUCCUUUUCUAUUUCUUUUGAGAAACCCAGCGUUGGAAAAAAUGUCAAGCAUGGCAAAGUUAACGUGCGGACAAAUGUAACCAGCUUUGUACUGGGCUCAGAGGGGGGUCUCUCACUGGCAACUACAGCAAAGGACUUUGAUAACAAGCUUCAGGGAGCUCCUUUCAAAGCUGCUCCUAGCCAGUCAACCAGCAUUGCUGAUUUCUCUCCUAAGUACAUGUCUGAUGAAAUAUUUGGAAGGUCUGGAUCAGUUUACAGCAGAACGUUUGCAAAGGGACCCCAGGCACAAGGCUCUAAUGCUAAAAACAGAGCUGAAUGUCAAAAGCUUACCACCCAUCUCAAUACAUCUCAUUUUUAUUUUGGGAGUGAUUUAAAUGGAUAUGGCACAGAGACAAGGCACUCAUUUGAGAAGAAUUUGGAACAUUCUGCCAAGGAACCUGGCCCAAGCACAAACCUGGCUUCCAAAACAGCUCAGGAGACUUACAAAUCAAGUGUUUUUAGACACGGUGAUUGGAAUGUGGCUGAACCUCACUUUAUAAAACAUUCGGUGACAUGUGAUGACUUCCAUAUCAAACCCUUUACAACAAGCCACAAUGAUGGAUCAAAAGAUACUAAAGGACAAAAACAGGAAAAAGAUGAGUUAGAAUACACUGAAUCCAAAGUACCUUCCAUCAGCCCAAAAGACAAUCCUAGCCAUCCUUAUUAUCAGCGCAGCACUCACUUUGUGUUAGGAACCAACACAGAUGAUAGAAGUUCACUUCAUCAGAAAGAUUUUAUUCUUAGUAAGCGAGAGUGCUUGAUAAAACCACCAGCAGCUCCUCCUCCAAUCUCUUCCAAGGUUCUUCCAAACCUGGAGGACUGUAGGCCCUCUUGUUCAACACAUACAGCAGAUUUCACUGACCACAAGAUUCAAAUCACUCAAAUUAGUCAGGGAAGGGCUGCUGAGACAAAACUUAAUAGGGCACGUCACAAUACACUUGCUGUUGUCUUAUCAUGUGAUGCACAAUGUCAUGCAGGUGACAGACAAGCAUCAAUGACAGGGAGUGGUUACUUACAUCCACCAAAGGACCAUCCAUAUCUCAGCCACCAGAGGGAACAAAAUAGUAGAUAUCGAUACUUGGACAGUGAUGGAGCCCUUCUCAGAGCACCAGAGUGGCCUUCACCAUCAGAGACAAAGGAGGAAUUUAUUCCCAUUGAAGAGCUGGCUACAGGCAAUGGAGCAGCCAAACUAAAGCAGAAAAAAGAUGAUUGCCUUGAGAGAAUUACAGAUAACAGGAAAACACAUUUUCAGUUUGGCUCAGAUAAUAAACAUAAACACACAGAACAGCACGACCAGUUCUUAUUGUCUCUGCAACUUGAUCCAGCCCUUCCAGCCGCAGGGAAGAGUGAAGGACCUGAACAGAAAUACUCCCAUGUAUACCCAAGUGAAACAACACAGCAGGGAAGGUAUCGAGUAUCAGAGCCUCUCCCUCAGGACAAGGUAGUCACGAUUCAACAACAAAUGUUGCAGUUAAAUCAACAGAGAUUCUAUAACUCAGGAGACACCAUGAACAUUCACUUGCGAAAAGCCUUCCUGGAUUUUGAUACAAGCUUGAGUGGUAGAAUUUCUAUUGAAGACCUUAAAUCUGUUUUGGCAAAACUUGGAAUCGACAUGGAGGAGAAAACCUUAGGAAAACUCAUUGAAAUGUGCGAUGCUGGUCGUACUGGUUUCGUGGACUACGAAGAAUUUUCGAAAUAUUUGACGAAAGAUGCUCUAAUUAGUCUUGGAAAUAAACCAUCAGAGACUUCAGUGAUGAAGACGGAUUUCUGUUCACCAGAACAAAGAAGACUCAGUUCUGCUCGGCUACGUACGAUAGAAAUGGCUAAGAAGAUCGCACCAAUGAAGGUGAACUCGCAUUACUUCCACGAGCAUCACUCGGGAGCACCUCGUCUCUCAACCACGGCUCAGGAUUUCGUCCGACCUGACAGAAGGCCAGGGAAUCCUCGUCUUUCUGUGUGAUAACAUGGAGACAAAUGUCACUGAUCUUGUUCCACCCAAAUUUCGGGAACGGUUAAAUUUCUGUAUUGUGUAGUUCUACAAGUGCGGUUGCUGCGUGACUUGGGGGGUGUCUAACCGAUCACGUGACCCUCCGAAGGUGCCUUUCAACUUGGCUCUGAGUAGGAACCAGUCUCCCUCUUUUGUAAAUGCAU